This is a messenger RNA of Schistosoma spindalis, 1645 nucleotides long. The record is from the annotation of a GenBank genome assembly. Lineage: Eukaryota; Metazoa; Platyhelminthes; Trematoda; Strigeidida; Schistosomatidae.
CUGGUCGUUAGAGAGGACACUCGAAAAAAAUUCAAAAACCGAGAUCAAAUCGUUUACGUUUGGAGUUGAUAUAUUCCAGACGAGAUUGAACCUCCACAGUAUUACAAACUGCAAGGAUUAAUACAGGUCGAUAGAUAUCCUAUCCUUAUUACUGAAGACUGAGAAACUUUCCCACUGAGAUUUGGCUAAUUUUUACAGAUUCCUGAAGCACACUAGCAGAAACCAGACCUCAAUAUGACUAAAACCGUUCUAUGAAAAAGUAGCCACAGUACCAACAAAACUAAUAAUUCACUGUUUCUACAACAAAGUUUGAUGUUUGAAUCCUAUUCUACCGUUUAUUUCGAAGGCGGCAGUACAAAUGACUCUCCAAAGUGGAAUACACGCUGACCCAUAUGAAACAUCUAAACUAGCAGACUGUAAAAGCCUUUCGUAUAGAGCCGUAAAGCUCAUCAUAGAUAAAGAAAAAAUAGUAUUACUUAUGAAAAUACCAUCUAAAGGUUCUUGGGAAGAUGAUUUUGAUGUUGUGAUGGGGAAGCUUUUAGAUGCCAGCUCUCCGUGCUAUGUGUUUUAUCGCCUGGAUUCCUUCAACUCCUUUGGAAGCGACUGGAUCUUUAUAUGUUAUGUUCCUGAAAGUUCUGACGUGCGUCUAAAAACGAUAUAUGCAGCCACUAAGGCAACUGUUCUUAAGCAGUUUGGAGAUAACCUUAUUAAAGACGAUAUAACAAUAAACUGUGUGGGUGAAAUGAACUUAAGGGCCUAUAAAAAAAUUAUGGAAAGUAAAACUGCCCCUGGACCUUACACUGCAGCUGAAAUUGAGGUGGCUGGCAUCCACACAGGAGAAGUGACCACUGGACUGCAUUCCAGCUAUCAAACAAUCGGUGGUGUUUCAUUCGCGCUUAGUCCUGAUUCUCGCUCUGUGUUAAAGAAAUUUAGUUCGGGAGAGUGUGAUUACGUUCAGUUAAAAUGUGAUAUCCUUAGUGAAACCAUCAAAGUUUGCGGGACUCGUGAACAUAUUACGCCAAAACAAAUAGCAGAAAUUUGUCCAAAACAGGAAGGUCGUUAUCAUCUUUUCCGUUUCCGUUAUAUGUGUGGAGGUGAAGAACAUUCUGCUACCUUUUUUAUUCACACGAUUUCUGGCAAUCAAAGCCCAGUAAAAAGCCGAAUGUUGUAUUCUAGUUGCAAGGCAGCCUUACUAACUCGGUUGGAGCGUGAAUUUCAAAUAACCUUUGAUCAUAGAUUUGAAAUUGAUGAAAUCGAUGAACUAACUACACAAUAUUUAAUGGAUAUUUUAUUUCCUAAACAAGAAGAAAAACAGUUUAUAUUUCAAAAACCCCAAGGUCCUAUGGGACGUCGUCCUAGAACACAUAUACAUUAAUAUAUAUAUUUUAAUUUUGUCAUUAAUAAUUAUAACAUAUUCUUAUAAUUAUUACUGUUUCAUUGCCUUCUAUUUCAUUGAUUUAUUCAUUUCAGAAUAUAUUGAUAUACAUACUUUUUCGAUUUGAUAAUUAUCCAAUUUUUCAUUUUUAUAUUUCUGUUAAAUUGAAAGUGUGUGAAAGGAUUAACUUGACUGCUAAAUCUGUAUAUCGUAUAUAUAUAUAUAUAUAUAUAUAUAUAUAUAUAUAUAUAUAUAUAUAUAUAUAUAUAU